This is a messenger RNA of Ochotona curzoniae (black-lipped pika), 832 nucleotides long. RefSeq names its product mitochondrial ribosomal protein L16 (gene MRPL16). The record is from RefSeq and is a predicted model, not a curated record. NCBI's taxonomy places the organism in Eukaryota, Metazoa, Chordata, Mammalia, Lagomorpha, Ochotonidae. The coding region runs from base 36 to 794 and encodes 252 amino acids. Gene Ontology annotation, biological process: mitochondrial translation. Gene Ontology annotation, molecular function: rRNA binding; structural constituent of ribosome. The transcript has 4 exons. Gene Ontology annotation, cellular component: ribosome; mitochondrial large ribosomal subunit.
UUGCGUCCCCGAGUGGAGGCCGGGCGCGCGUGGCGAUGUGGCGGCUGCUGGCCCGAGCAGGCGGGGGGCCGCUGCGGCGGGGGCCCUGGUCAGAUGCUUGGGCAGCCCCGUCCGCCAGAGCUGGCCUGAAGACGCUGCUGCCGGUGCCAAGUUUUGAAGACAUUUCCAUUCCUGAAAGACCCAAACUUAGAUUUGUGGAAAGGGUACCACUUGUGCCCAAAGUAAGAAGAGAACCUAAAAACCUGAAUGACAUCCGUGGACCUUCCACUGAAGCUACUGAAUUCACGGAGGGCAAUUUUGCCAUCUUGGCACUGGGCGGUGGUUACCUCCACUGGGGCCAUUUUGAAAUGAUGCGCCUGACAAUCAACCGGUCUAUGGACCCCAAGAACAUGUUUGCCAUAUGGCGGGUACCAGCCCCUUUCAAGCCCAUCACCCGCAAGGGUAUCGGGCAGCGCAUGGGGGGUGGCAAAGGUGCCAUUGAUCACUACGUGACCCCUGUGAGGGCUGGCCGCCUCGUGGUAGAGAUGGGAGGACGGUGUGAAUUCAAAGAGGUAGAAGGUUUCCUGAACCAGGUUGCCCACAAGCUGCCUUUCCCAGCGAAGGCUGUAAGCCGCGAGACCCUAGAGAAGAUGCGGAAAGAUCAAGCGGAAAGAGAACGGAACAAUCAAAACCCUUGGACUUUUGAGCGCAUAGCCACUGCCAACAUGCUGGGGAUACGCAAAUACCUGAGCCCUUAUGACCUGACCCAGAAGGGGCGCUACUGGGGCAAGUUUUACCUGCCCAAUCGUGUGUAGUGCGAGCAUGAGGAAUAAAAAUACACAGGCUACUGAAA